Messenger RNA from Penicillium brasilianum, 4226 nucleotides. The record is from the annotation of a GenBank genome assembly. Lineage: Eukaryota; Fungi; Ascomycota; Eurotiomycetes; Eurotiales; Aspergillaceae.
GUUCGGUCCCGGCCAGCUUCAUAUUUACUCCACUUUCCCCCGACAGUGGUGUCUCUCCCCGACAACAAUCCAGCGUCGCAUCGAGUUACUGCGAAAGGAUCACCUCCCGGAGACACCUCUCGGAUCGCGGAUUAUUUCUCUCUCGACUAAGGGACGGACAAACCCUUAAGUGCGCGCGCAAUCAGGGAAAUUGUCGACUUGUGGACUUAAGCACACCCUGGCAUGUUCGCAUUGACCAGUAGCUACAACCCGACACAACUUCUACUUUAGAUCCGCGGGCAGGGAAUCUUUCUUCCUUUCCAAGACGGACACCCCAAUCGACAAAACUCGCUUCCCGCGCAUUCGCCGCCACCAUCGAGCUUCGAAGAUCGCAUUACCGAUUACUACGACGCGCCACCUCCACUUCACAGUCACAUGCUCGCAUACUAGGUAGUCGCAGGACCGACACACAUCUCGCGACGAGGCGAUCACCAGGAUAACCAUGUCAUAUCAGGGACGUUCCUUCGCCACGAGCCCAUUUCAGGAUAAUCGCUCCCGCUCCAACCAAGGCCUUGCUGGACUCGGCCUCUCAACUGGCCCAGCAGGCCUCUCGAACAAAGUGGUGGGCGGAUAUUUCGAAAGUCACGAUCGCACGCUCCCCAUGUACAAAGACAAGCCAUACUUUACGCCGAAGCGCACGGCUCCGCGGAGACGAUGGAGACCUUUGUUUGUGCUGGGGGUGUGCGUGUUGACGUUCUUGUGGUACUAUAAGUCAUCGAUGCCCGUCUGGCAGGGCUCAGAAUCGUCGGAUGUCGCGGCUGAGCUCUGGAAAUGGGCGCAGACUCUUGAUGACGAGAGUCCUAAGUCGGAUGUCGAUUGGAACGAGCGCCGGGAGAAGGUGCGGGAUGCAUUUGUUAUUAGUUGGCAAGGAUAUGAGAAGGAUGCUUGGGGCUCGGACGAGUACAACCCGGUUUCGGGCCGAAGCAGAAACAUGAUCGAAGGUGGCAUGGGCUGGAUCAUCGUUGAUGCGCUGGACACUAUGAUGAUCAUGAAUUUGACCACCGAGGUGCGCCAUGCGCGGGAGUGGAUUUCCACUUCGUUAAAGUAUAAUCAAGACCACGAUGUGAGCACCUUCGAAACGACCAUUCGUAUGCUGGGAGGCCUCCUCUCCGCACACCAUCUGUCGACGAAAUAUCCGGACCUCGCCCCAAUUGCGGAUGACGAUGUCGGCGCCGCUGGCGAGGAUUUGUAUAUUGAAAAGGCGACUGACCUCGGAGACCGCUUGCUUGGAGCAUUCGAGUCUCCCUCUGGCAUUCCCUACGCCAGUGUGAACCUGAAUAAGUCGGAAGGCUUGCCAUCCCACGGUGAUGGGGGUGCCUCUUCUACCGCCGAGGCAACUUCGGUCCAGCUUGAGUUCAAGUAUCUGGCGAAGCUGACUGGCGAGGCCGAAUACUGGAGGGUCGUGGAGAAGGUUAUGGAGGUUAUUGAUGGGCAGCACCCCCCGGAUGGUCUCGUUCCUAUAUUCAUCAAUCCCAAGACGGGUCACUUCCAUGGCGAGAAUGUUCGUUUGGGUAGCCGGGGUGAUUCGUACUACGAGUACCUUAUCAAGCAGUACCUCCAAACAUCCGAGCAGGAACCUAUCUACAAAGAACUGUGGGAUGAGUCUUUGGCUGGAAUUCGCAAGCACCUGCUUGCCUUCUCCCAAAACGCACAGUUGAUGGUCCUAGGAGAGCGGCCCAACGGUUUGAAGGAGGUCCUCACCCCUAAAAUGGACCACCUGGUGUGCUUCCUCCCCGGAACAUAUGCUCUUGGUGCUACAGGUGGUCGGCCUCUGGCAGAGGCGAGAAAAUCUGCGGAUUGGUCUCAGCAGCGUGAGGAGGAGAUUUUUAUCUCCAGGGAAUUGAUGAAGACCUGCUGGGCAACAUACCUGGCAACCGCGACUGGCCUUGCGCCGGAGAUUUCCCACUUCAUUCUCGACUCCCCACCUGUCAUGAUGGGAGACAAGUAUCCCGAUCCCAAGUCUGCCUCCGGAACUGCACUGCAUGAAUUAAAACCAAUCUCUCUGCCGCUCUCACCCCAGGCUGAUGGCUCCGAGCCCUGGCGCAAGGACAUUGAGAUCCACAAUAUGGAUCGCCACAACCUGCAACGACCAGAGACAGUCGAAUCCCUCUUCUACAUGUACCGCAUCACUGGCGACGAGAUCUACCGCGAAUGGGGUUGGGAAAUGUUCAAAGCAUUUGUCAAAUACACCGCCGUGGUCGAGGGAGAAGAGUCUGAACUGGCGGAGGGCGAGACCACUAUCAAACGGAUCAAGGGCUUCACUUCCUUGUCCAACGCCAACACGAUCCCACCCACCACGCGCGAUAAUAUGGAGAGCUUCUGGAUGGCCGAGACGCUCAAGUACUUCUAUUUGUUGUUCUCAGACCGGGACUUUAUUUCCCUCGAGGACCAUGUAUUUAAUACCGAGGCUCAUCCGCUGCCGCGGUUUAAGCCGACUGGUGACCUGAAGACAGGCUGGCAGCGGAAGCCAAAGGUCGCCGAGGCUGUUGAGGCUGCCGAGUAGCGACUGGCUGCUUGUUUUUAUUUUCAUUAGAUAUCGGCGUUCGUCUUUUUUGUAACUUCUUCACCAGCAUUGACAGCCUAUUGACAUGUACUUAGGUGUAUUAUCUUGAGAUUGGAGACAAUUGGAGAAGCCCCAACACAGGGUUCGAUGUUCUUGAUCAUCCAUUUUCCAUAGUUCAUUAUAGAGAACGCGAGAUGAUCUGUCUUGAAAUAUAUAAUCAAUGCUAUGUAUCACCAUGCAAAAAGGACAAUGUAUGUCGCGCCCCAAUUACUCCCGCUCCAAAGCAGCGUCAAUCAACUUCUUAAAGCCUGAAACUGCAUCCUUAACGUCCCGCACAGUGAGAGCUUCAUUAUCGCCAUGAGCAACAAAGAUGCUACCAGGUCCGUAGAGAUAACGCUUCACACCAUCGCGCACCUUCAAGUUAGGCACGUCCGUGCCAUAGUUAACAGGCAUAACCUCGAAACCAUCCACAUCAGUGUCCAGGUCUUGAGGAGCGUAUGACUCAUUGUGAGUGGAAAAGUCAACCACAACCUCGGCCUCGACGUCGCGAGUAGCAUCCUCCACAGCUCGACGAAUAAUCUCCCGCGCCUCUUUCGGUGUACCAGCUGCCAGACGAACGGCGACAUCCGCGCGCGCAGAGGCGGGGACAACGUUCGUUGCCACACCCGCACGAAUCGUACCGAUGUUCAAAGUAGUCGGGCCAUACUUAGACGACGAAGGCAAUCCACCCUCGCUAACGGGGAUAUUACCCAGCUGAUCCACGCGGCUCAAUGCCGGCAGAAUGCCCGAGACGGCGCUCUUACCGAGCCAAGGGUACCCCGAGUGCGCGGCUUUACCGUGAGCCACAACUUCGAAACCUAGCAUUCCCUUGUGUCCGGACACGAGCUUGGCUUCAGUUGGCUCGCCGAAGAUAACGGUAUGGUAGGCGCUGUCCUUGUUCAGGUCUGAUUCGGAAAAGGCCUUCAUGCCGUCUCCGCCGAUUUCUUCGCCGACGACGAAGAGCAGCGCUAGCUUUGCAUCUGGGUUUGACUCUAGAGUCUCCAGGACGGCGAAGACCUGCGCCGCAACGCUACCCUUUGCAUCGACCGAGCCUCGACCCGCGAGAAUCAGGUCGUCAGGGCUUGAUCGCAGACUCGCGGAUUCGGGCUGAUGCGCCGAGUAUGGGAUAAAGGGUGGGACUGUGUCGAUGUGGCUCGAGACCAGGAUUGAAGGGGACUCUUGGAGAGAGGAAGGAUAGGCGUAGAUAUUGUAGCGAGUUUUGGGGGUCUCCUCAUCAUCCUCGUUCUCCUUCUUUUUCACAGGGGCAACCUUCUGCUUGACGACGGUGAAGUUCUUGGCCUCGAGGAACUCGGCAACGAAGAUACCCACAUCGUGCUCGUUGCCGGAGAUAGAUUCGAUAUCGACCAGAUCUCGGUGGAAUUGAAGUAGCGGGUCACUGGCGAUCAAUUUGUCGAUGCGAGCUUGCUCGAAUUCUUCAAUGCUGCCUUGAGAUGGUGGCAGCGAGCUUCCGAGCGACUGCUGUUGCCGGUAUGCGGGGUGCGGAGAAGCAUUCGUAACGGCUACAGCGGUUGCGGCCGCCAGAUACCUGGUGAACUUCAUUGGGUUCGAAUUUGGCGUGGUGAAACUGUAUGAGGGGCUGUUUUCUGCGAUCCUACUCGAAGAUUCUUGAUAUCUUAUGAGUCAG